Molecule: messenger RNA, 979 nt
Organism: Alnus glutinosa
Lineage: Eukaryota; Viridiplantae; Streptophyta; Magnoliopsida; Fagales; Betulaceae
Product: thiosulfate sulfurtransferase 16, chloroplastic-like
Exons: 7
Coding region: 169-714 (181 amino acids)
Source: RefSeq, a predicted model, not a curated record
CGGAAUUUUAUCAGAAAGCAGAGAGCUGGCGUGGCAGUGACGCCCUUCCCUGAUGCACCCAUCCCAUUAAAUAAUCACCUUUAACUACCACAAUCAUCCUUCUGACAUACACACCCACACGCCAAUCUCUGAGAGACUGAGACGCGUACAGCAAAAGAUAAAGAAGAAAUGGUGGUAAAGCCGUUUGUUUCCUCUGCUUGCUUCACUGGGUUUUCACUUCCACCAGUUCUUUGCCCUCCUCAUCUCAAUCAAAGGUGUUUACUUUCAUCAUCGGCGAAUCCGCAGCGAUGUAGCAUUGGGAGUAACCGAAAAGUUUCCAACUUCAGAAUUCCGAAGUCUGGCCUGAGAGGGAACUUGGCGUCCACCGGAGUUCCGACGUCGGUUCCAGUCCGUGUUGCGCACGAGUUAUUUCAAGCUGGACACCGAUAUUUGGACGUCAGGACUCCAGAGGAGUUCAGUGCAGGACAUGCCUCUGGGGCUAUUAACAUCCCUUACAUGUACAGAGUUGGAUCAGGGAUGGUAAAGAACCCCAACUUUCUGGCAGAAGUAUCAUCCCAUUUUGGAAAAUACGAUGAAAUUAUUGUUGGUUGCCAGAUUGGGAAAAGGUCGUUCAUGGCUGCCACUGAUCUAUUAGCUGCUGGUUUUAGUGGAAUUACAGACAUAGCUGGUGGGUAUGCUGCAUGGACACAGAAUGGACUUCCAACACAAAUGUGAAGUGUAUUUGCUCACAGAAUCCUCACCUACUGAUAUAAGAGAACUCAGGAAGAGCAAAGGUCACAUGCAGAAAAUAAUGUGCCAGUUUUAUAGCUAAAGAAAUCCUGGUAAAAGGUAUACUGAGAAUGUAUAUAAAAUAAAAAAAUAGAAAAGGAAGCCCAUGUAUGAUCUGUGUUGACACAAAAAUAACAGAUGAUUAAAUCCUUGUCAACUUUGUAAAGAAUAUGGUGUGGCAAGAUACGUGUUUAUGAUCUUAAGUGUCUCA